AUGAUGGAGCCUGAGGAGUACAGACGGAGAGGGAGAGAGAUGGUGGAUUACAUCUGCCAGUACCUGAGCACUGUGCGGGACAGACGCGUCACUCCCGAUGUGCAGCCUGGCUACCUGCGAGCCUGGCUGCCUGACAGCGCUCCCGAGGAACCCGACAGCUGGGACAGCAUCUUCGGGGACAUUGAGCGGAUCAUUAUGCCUGGGGUGGUGCAUUGGCAGAGCCCCCAUAUGCAUGCCUACUACCCGGCCCUCACCUCUUGGCCAUCCCUGUUGGGAGACAUGCUGGCUGAUGCCAUCAACUGCUUGGGGUUCACCUGGGCUUCUAGCCCUGCGUGCACAGAGCUGGAGAUGAACGUCAUGGACUGGCUGGCGAAAAUGCUGGGCCUCCCAGAGCACUUCCUGCACCACCACCCCGGCAGCCAGGGGGGAGGCGUCCUGCAGAGCACAGUGAGUGAAUCCACCCUGAUUGCCCUGCUGGCAGCAAGGAAGAACAAAAUCCUGGAAAUGAAAAAGUCUGAGCCUGAUGCUGAUGAGUCCUCGCUGAACGCCCGACUCAUCGCCUAUGCCUCCGACCAGGCUCACUCCUCAGUGGAGAAGGCUGGUUUGAUUUCCCUUGUGAAGAUGAAAUUUCUGCCUGUGGAUGACAAUUUCUCACUCCGAGGGGAAGCUCUUCUGAAAGCCAUUGAGGAAGACAAGCGGCAGGGCUUGGUGCCUGUCUUUGUCUGUGCAACACUAGGGACCACUGGGGUCUGUGCAUUUGACUGCCUGUCCGAACUGGGCCCCAUCUGUGCCCACGAGGGGCUGUGGCUCCACAUCGAUGCUGCUUACGCAGGCACUGCCUUCCUGUGCCCCGAGUUCCGGGCCUUUCUGAAGGGCAUCGAGUACGCCGACUCCUUCACCUUCAAUCCCUCCAAGUGGAUGAUGGUGCACUUUGACUGUACCGCGUUCUGGGUCAGGGACAAGUACAAGCUGCAGCAGACCUUCAGCGUGGACCCCGUCUACCUCAGGCACGCCAACUCGGGCGCCGCCACCGACUUCAUGCACUGGCAGAUCCCACUGAGCCGGCGGUUUCGCUCUAUUAAACUCUGGUUCGUGAUUCGGUCCUUCGGGGUGAAGAACCUUCAAGCGCAUGUCAGACAUGGUACUGAAAUGGCUAAAUAUUUUGAAUGUCUGGUCAGAAAUGACCCUUUCUUUGAAAUUCCUGCCAAGAGGCACCUGGGCCUGGUGGUUUUUCGUCUAAAGGGUCCUAAUUGUCUCACAGAAAGUGUGUUAAAGGAAAUAGCCAAAGCUGGCCAUCUCUUCCUCAUCCCGGCCACUGUCCAGGACAAGCUGAUCAUCCGUUUCACUGUGACGUCCCAGUUUACCACCAGGGACGAUAUCCUGAGGGACUGGAAUCUCAUUCGAGAUGCUGCCACUCUCGUCCUGAGUCAGCACUGCACCUCCCAGCCCAGCCCGCAGGUCGGGAAGCUCAUCCCCCAAAUCAGGGGCUGCAGCGCCUCGGCCAGUGGAGUGUCCCUUCAGUGUGUCAACGAGGCAGGAGACGACCCAGCCCAGGCCAGGAAGAUCAUCAAGCAGCCUCAGCGUGCGGGAGCCAGUCCCAUAAGGAGGGAAAACGGCUGCCAUCUUGAAACGCUGCUGGACCCACUUGACGACUGCUUUUCGGAAGAGGCCCCGGAUACCACUAAACACAAGCUGUCCUCCUUCCUGUUCAGCUACCUGUCCGUGCAGCACAAGAAGAAGACGGUGCGCUCCCUCAGUUGCAACAGUGUGCCCGUGAGUGCACAGAAGCCACUGCCUACGGAUGGCUCUGCGAAGAGUGGGGGCUCCUCCCGGGUCAGAAUCUUUUCCAGGUUUCCAGAGGAGAUGAUGCUGCUGAAGAAAAGUGCCUUCAAAAAACUAAUCAAGUUCUACAGCGUCCCCAGCUUUCCUGAAUGCAGCUCCCAGUGUGGGCUCCAGCUGCCCUGCUGCCCCCUGCAGGCCAUGGUGUAGACCAGGGGUCCUGAGCCAGAGCCCGAGGACCUGCUCCCGGGAGUCUCGGCACCCCUUCAAAAUUGAGUGCCGAGUCUGUGUGCUUAUGUGUAUGUGCAUUUUUCUUGGGGGCGAGUCCAUAAUUUUUAUCAGAUUCUCAUUGGGGGUCUUGACCCACAAUUGGAUACAUGCGGAGAGUUGAAGCCAGCGUGAUCUAGAAGGUUCCAGCAGGCAAGGUCAGAGAGAAAGGGCUGAGCGUAGCGUAUUGACAGGCAGCUUCUGUGGUUCAGCUUGUGACAUGAAAUGUAAUAUAGAAAUAAAUUGUGCUCGUCUCUGAA
Lemur catta (Ring-tailed lemur) is the source of this 2306-nucleotide messenger RNA. RefSeq names its product histidine decarboxylase (gene HDC). The record is from RefSeq and is a predicted model, not a curated record. Gene Ontology annotation, molecular function: pyridoxal phosphate binding; histidine decarboxylase activity. The coding region runs from base 1 to 1989 and encodes 662 amino acids. The transcript has 12 exons. Lineage: Eukaryota; Metazoa; Chordata; Mammalia; Primates; Lemuridae. Gene Ontology annotation, biological process: L-histidine catabolic process; histamine biosynthetic process.